CUGUCACUGUUAGUAUCAUGUUAAAUUGAUUUAAAAACACGGUAAUGCGUCUUUUAGUGUUCGUCCGCUGAACAUAUGACGCUCUGCGUGGCGCUCACGUGCUGAUCAACGUAGUGAACCUCUGUCACUGUCUCUUCUCUUAGUUCUUUUUUAACUGUGCAAUGGAGUCUCUGUCAUUGAAUUAUGUUUCUCAGCUGAACGAUUACCAGCAGAAGACACAGUGCACCGUGGAGUAUGAGGAGGGAUCCACAGAUGGACCGAGUCACAACAAAACGUUCACUAUGAGGGCUAUAGUUAAUGGACAGCAGUAUCCUGAGGGCACUGGGAAAACCAAGAAAGAGGCCAGGCUAAAUGCUGCCAAGAACGCCCUUGAUGCCAUAAAAAACACUCAAAAUACUGAACCUACAACGUCAUCUGUUCAAAACACUCCCAACAAUAUGACUGUAUCUCAGAGGAAUUAUAUUUGCUGGCUCAAUGAGCAUUCAAUGAAGAACAAGUUAUGUUUUAAGGCUCGUGAGUCCAGAAAGACAGGAAACACUGCUCAAUUGUAUACUUAUGUUUGUAAGUAUGUUUGUGGUGAUAAAGAGUUUCCUGAGGUUUGUGGAAAUAAUAAGAAGGACGCUAAAGAAGCAGCGGCAAAAUGUGUUUAUGAAGAGUUACUCAAAACACAAGAUGCAGAGGUCUUCAAUGACAAGAGCAAUCGAACACAGAGGUCAGAGUUUACGUCUCAUGGUGCUAGCCUGGACCGUGCCAGUUUGAGUUUAGCUGAUGAACCUCGAAGCACCACGCCUGACAGCAACUACAUAGCACUUCUCAAUCACUACAGCCAGAAACGUAAUCAGGCACUUGAUUUUAAAUUAGUGGAGAGACGAGGCCCUCCUCACAACCCUGAAUUUGUAUAUAAAGUAAUUUUGGACGGUAAGGAAUAUCCUGAAGGACAAGGAAAAAGUGCAAAAGAGGCAAAGCAACAUGCUGCUCAGCGCGCUUGGAGUGAAAUGAAUGAGCAAUCUGGAUGGACCACACAGGCAAGAUGCUUCAGAAACACAGAUAUAUUUAUAAGUCUAGAUGUUCAUGAUGUCAUUUUUAUUAAUGCACAUCCGAAAAUAAAAUUAGCAGCAAAUUUUCAUCUGUCACCAAAUGGUCUGGCCGGGAGUAGAGAGGUUGGUCCUAACAUGAAUGAACAGAACCCAGCAAAGCCAUCUGGAGGUCAAAUUUCAAACCAAGCUACAAAGUCAAGGUUUUUAGAAGACUUUGAUUCAAUAAAUCCAAUUGGCAAAGGUGGCUUCGGCCUUGUUUUCAAGGCAAGACGAAUACUUGAAAACACAUAUUAUGCUGUGAAGAUAGUGAAGAGUACAAAAAAAGCUCGUCGUGAGGUCGAUGCUUUGGCUAAGUUGAAUAACAGCAACAUCGUCCGCUACUACUCAUGUUGGGUCGAGGGCACUUCGUACAGACACGAGUCUUCAGAGAGCUACUGCCCCUCAGAUUCUGGCAGUGACCGGAGAACAAAGUACCUCUACAUUCAGAUGGAGCUUUGUGAGGGAGACACGCUUCGUGCCUGGAUUGAUAAAAGAAACUCUUCAGAUGUUGAUUAUCCAGAGAGGAGGACGGAUGCCGCACAGAUCAACAGACAGGUGCUGAAGGCAGUGGAGUACAUUCACAAAGAGGGCUUGAUCCACAGAGACCUGAAGCCUGUGAACAUAAUGUUCAACAGUGAGGGAACAGUAAAGGUUGGAGACUUUGGCCUCGUGACAACAGCAGAAAAUGACAAUGACACACAACUGCUGGAACGGACUAAAGGGACGGGAACCCAUUCUUACAUGAGCCCAGAGCAGAUGGCUCAAACAUCCUAUGACAAAAAGGUGGAUAUAUACGCUUUGGGUCUCAUAUACUUUGAACUCAUCUGGAAACUUGCCACGGUGUCUGAAAAGAGCCAGAUUUGGGAAGAUAUAAGAAGUAGGAAAUUUCCAACACAGUUCUCUAUGAAGUUUAACUUUGAGCACAAGCUUAUAGAUCGAAUGCUGAGUCCCAGUCCUGAAGAGAGACCAGACGCCUCCGAGCUGAUCAGAGAGCUGGACCAAUCUUCACUGGACUUCAUUUCAGGGUAA
Carassius carassius (crucian carp) is the source of this 2105-nucleotide messenger RNA. Its product is annotated as interferon-induced, double-stranded RNA-activated protein kinase-like. Gene Ontology annotation, molecular function: double-stranded RNA binding; ATP binding; protein kinase activity. NCBI's taxonomy places the organism in Eukaryota, Metazoa, Chordata, Actinopteri, Cypriniformes, Cyprinidae. The transcript is spliced from 17 exons. Gene Ontology annotation, biological process: protein phosphorylation. The record is from RefSeq and is a predicted model, not a curated record. The coding region runs from base 162 to 2105 and encodes 647 amino acids.